Messenger RNA from Pseudoliparis swirei, 4178 nucleotides. RefSeq names its product parvin, beta (gene parvb). The coding region runs from base 596 to 1729 and encodes 377 amino acids. Lineage: Eukaryota; Metazoa; Chordata; Actinopteri; Perciformes; Liparidae. Gene Ontology annotation, cellular component: lamellipodium; focal adhesion; actin cytoskeleton. Gene Ontology annotation, molecular function: actin binding. The record is from RefSeq and is a predicted model, not a curated record. Gene Ontology annotation, biological process: establishment or maintenance of cell polarity; substrate adhesion-dependent cell spreading; lamellipodium assembly. The transcript is spliced from 13 exons.
GGACAUCUUAUGAUAUUUUUUGUAUUAUCUCUAAAGCCAAAACACAUCUGUCCAUGGACGCUGUUGCUGUCCUCCUCCCGUAACGGAUUAUUAAAACCACUGGCGUUUAUUUGUGUUAGAUGAAUGUUCCUGACUGCAGGCUUUGAUUUGUAGUUGGUGUAAUCCUGUUAACAGGAAUAAAGCCACUGAUGCCUGAUUGAUUAUCCGCUGCAGCAAAGGAUAAUAAAGGCUCCGUUCACAUGCCGGGUAAACAUCCCCUCCCUCUUGAAAUGCUGUUGAAUUACUCUCCUGCCAUUCAAACAGUCAGUAAGAGAAACAGAAUAGUGCACAUAUGUUUACACCACGCCGCAUGCAUUAUAUAUGAAUUAUAUUGAGAUUGAAAUGAAAGGAUACCUGUGACCGGUCAGUGGCGUUGUGUCCUGUGUCCAACAGCCCACAGGUUACCGGUGUUGAGUCGAUGAUAUGUGUUUAUGUCCAGUGUGGACCUUCCUGUCCCACACACACACACACACACACACACACACUCACCCCUCAGCGUCUCCUGUAACUGGACCGCAGACGUGGGGUGGAGGGUUGUGACAGAAAUAAACACGUGAUGACGCCCCAUGCCACUGCUCAGUCCCACCGACUACGACUCACACACACAUAUACGUGCACUCCCGCAUAUUCUACCUCAGCUCGCAGCCGUCGUAGGGAACCCGGAGACAUGGCGGGGCUGCUGUGUGGGACCAAGAGGAAGAAACAAGUGAGUGAUCUCCGUGAGGAGGGGAAGAAUGCCAUCAAUGCUCCCAUGCUUCCCACGGGGACAGACAUCCACCCGGAGGACACACUGCUGGAGGAAAACGCGGAGAGGAUCAUGUUGGACCCGACGUCGCGGGAAAAUCUUAAAUUUAAAGAUCUGCUGAAGGUCCUGAUCGACUGGAUCAACAGUGAGUUGGAGGAAGACAGGAUCAUCGUCAAAGACCUGGAGGAGGACUGCUAUGAUGGACAGGUGCUCCAGAAGUUAUUUGAAAAGUUGUCGGGCAGGAAGCUGAACGUGGCCGAGGUGACCCAGUCGGAGAUCGGCCAAAAGCAGAAGCUUCAGACGGUUUUGGAGGCCGUCAACGAGCUGCUGCGGCCUCACGGCUGGACGCUUGAGUGGAGUGUGGACUCUAUCCAUUCAAAGAACCUGGUGGCGAUUGUCUAUCUGCUGGUGGCGCUCGCCAUGCACUUCCUGGCUCCCAUCAGGCUGCCGGAGCACGUCUCUGUGAAGGUGGUGGUUGUCAAGAAACGAGAGGGGAUCCUGCAGACUGCUGUUGUGACCAAGGAGCUGACGAGCACCACCGAAAUGAUGAUGGGAAGGUUUGAGAGGGACGCGUUUGACACUUUGUUGGAUCACGCACCGGACAAGCUCAACGUGGUGAAAACGUCUCUCAUCACCUUCGUGAACAAACACCUGAACAAGCUGAACCUGGAAGUCACUGAGCUGGAAUCUCAGUUUGCUGAUGGUGUGUACCUGAUAUUGCUGAUGGGGCUGCUCGAGGACUACUUUGUCCCUCUGUACAACUUCUUCCUCACCCCUGAGAGCUUCGAACAGAAGGUCCACAAUGUGGCGUUUGCCUUUGAGCUGAUGCAGGAUGGAGGCCUGAAGAAACCCAAAGCCAGACCAGAAGAUGUUGUCAACCUGAAUCUAAAAUCCACCCUCAGAGUCCUCUACAACCUGUUCACCAACUACAAAAACUCUGACUGAGCAUUUCCUGUUUCACGCCCUGACAUCACUCCCGAUCCCUGUUCCCGCGCUGAUGUUACGCUGUACGGUCCGGACACUGGAGGAGACCAACUGGGACUGAAAGUCAUCAUUAUGUGGGACUUGUAAAGAGCCGCGGCGAAGUAGCCCCAAAAAAAAAAGGCUCUGAAUGUUCGUAUUUUAUCUUCUCCAAAAUGUCAGUAUUUAUUUAUUCCUUCCUUGAAUGUUAAAUUCAACCCAGGAAACCCUGCGACCUUUAGUCUGUAUUGAGUCCUCAGCCGGCACAAGAAUAAUGAAUAAGCAAGGCCGGAUGUUGAAACUGGAAAACAUUUCUGUGUUAACUCCAGAAUAUUUAAGAAAGUUUAACAAACAUGGUUAUAUAUUAUAUAGUAUAACAAAUGAAGUCGUGUAAAUAUUCUAAGAAUAGUUUUUGGAAAGACAUAUAUUUGCUUUCUUGCCAAGCGUGUGAUGAGGAGAUUAAUACCAAGCUCAUGUUGGAAUGAUAAAUAUUAAACUCAUUUUAGAGCCGGCAGACGGUUUUCUUAGCUUAGCAUAGAGACAGGAAACGGGGAAAAUGCUCGUCGGAUAACAAUCUGCGUAAAACUCAAGUAACACAUUUUGUAUUGCUUUUUUAAAAAUCGGUUGAAAAAGAAAAGUGUCCAAACAACAAUAACUAUGGAUAACAUUUAAAAAAUGUCAGGUUGGACAAUAAUACUGUCCACCAGGUGUCUUUAUUGUAUACAUACAUUUUGGACAUAAGUGCCGUUAAACCUGGAGAUCGUUUCAAUGGAAUUGCUAAGCAACAGCUUGGGUCCAUGUUUACUUCCCUUCAGUCAGCUGAUGCCAUUCACAUACACCGGAGCAAGGCGUGUGGUUUGUAGCCCUGCAAAAGGAAAUGCUCUGGAGCUCAUCUUGAACGAAAAUGUUCUAUAAAGUUCAUUUAAAAAUGCUCAAAAACCACAUCCAAUCGCACCAUAACUGUCCAUUAGAGUCGGAAGCUGAGAUGGCUUCGCUGAUACUCUGCUAAGCUGGUAUCGUUAGCAGGAGUUUAAUAUAAUAGCCUUUUCUUUUUUUUGCAAAUAACAGCUAGGGGAAAAACUACAUUUUUCCUAAAGUAAAUUGAGUUUUAGCUUUAGCUAAGCAUAACUGUGACUAUCUCACAAACUAGAUUUGAGAUGGUUUUAAUUCAUACAUUUUCUUUUAGCUUUGAGAUGACGUCGCUCUCUUUCUUUAGCGGUCUCGUUGGUAACAGUUUCGUUUUUAGCUCUGCUUUGGAGAAACAUGAUGUUAAAAUCUGAAACUGAUAACUCGUGACAACAUCAAUGAAUUAUUGAUAUAAUAUAUAGUCUACAGAUUCAUAUUAAUAUGUACCCUAUACCUUCUCCCAAUCUCAGCUGGGAUCGGCUCCAGCGCCCCGCGACCUCAAAUAGAAUAAGCGGUUUGGAUACUGCAGUGGAAUUAAUAAUAUUAAUGAAUGAAUUAGUUUUUCCGUUGUUUCCCCCGGCUUCCAUCUUAAUGCUAAGCUAAGCUAACUAGCGGCUGGCUCUGAUUUCAUAUUUGUCCACUCGUUGUUGGGUGUUAUCGAUCUUCUCCCGCUGCCUAACUCUUGCCAAGAAAAGCCAAUGUGCAUUCUUCCCCAAAACUAUUCCUCCUGUUACCUUCGGGUCAAUUUGACGCCAUUCAAUGUUUAACCCUCCUGUUACCUUUAUAUUUACUGACAUAUUUUACCCUCUGGGUCAAUUUGACCCCAGCAAUUAAAACCUCCAGAAAAUUAUUAGAAUUAAUAUUGUUUUCCAAGUUUAAGUGUGAUGUACUUUAUGUUUGUUUGUUGACUACCUAAAUAGCCCUUAUAUAUACAAAAGUUGAUAUUUCUUAUAUGUUUGACACAGUGAAAAACAGCCUGGGGUCAAAUUGACCCCAAAGAACACCGACAUUAAACAUUGAAUGGGGUCAAAUUGACCCGAAAGGUAACAGGAGGGUUAAGAAACUUUAAAUUGCUCUAUAUUCUAGAAUAUCUGAAAAUACGUUGUAUAUUCUCACUACAUACUUGACAGCUGAAGGAACUGUGGCCGAUCCUCUUUUUACUCUGAACUAUGCACACCAUAAGCCAUAUUUAAAAGUCAAUGCUGUUGCCUUAAGUGCAGCGGGCUCUCUCCGUCCCGGGAGAGCUCCAGCCAGAGUAUCUUCGUAUUCACCGGCCUUUCAUCGGGGUCUCCGAGGAGGCCCGGACCCCACACUGCUCUUCUGAAGCGGCCCGCGGAGCCACCUGGAGACCGGCUAAGAUGUACAGUGGACGACUUGUGCAUUUUAGAGCCGGGUCUGAAUUAUUAAGAGAGUGGAUGACUCAAUCUAAACCGAGCUCGCGCUGGAUGUCUCACUCCUCUGUGUGUGUGUGUGUGCGUUUUCAAUUCUUUUAAUUUUGCCUAUCAAGAAAUAAAUGGCUGAAAUCAAA